GCACAGACAGCAGGCAGCAGCUGCAAGUAACAUUUCAUCAGUUCAAGCUCAGUUCGUAUGCACAUUUCGUCGCGGUAAGAGUAUUGUCCGUUCCUAAACGGCGUUUGAUUGAUGCGUAACAGCGGCCAAUUCGCCGUGCGUGAAUCCAUAACCCUGCUAACACAUCACCGCAUGCAGCAACAUGGCAAUGUGGAUCAGAAAGAUUGGGGCAAUGAUGGUGGCACUAGUACUAUUGAUUCCGACUAGCAUCCGAUCAAUGUCCGUCGAUCAAGAUGCAACCUGUAGCUAUCUGAAUCGAAACAGUUACCUGGACCCGGAAACAACCGAACCGAUGAUCGAGGAGAUCUUCCGUGGUCACAUAACAGUGCUGUAUAGUGUAGCUCCUCCGAAACCGUUCCUCACCCGCCGGAUCUACAAAGAAAGGGAUCCAAUUUUUUACAACAAAAUUCUCCACGACGAGCAAAUUCAGCUCUUCCACACUUUGCUGGAUCGAUUCGAGCGAAAUGGUUUCAGCCAGGUACAAUUCAUCCUGGCGGCAACGCCAAGUCUGCAUCCGGACGAGACGGAUUUCGCCAAUUUUGAUGAUUUUCUAGACAAUGUAACGAGUAUUGCAGCCAGCCACAAUAUCUCCGUGUAUCCAAAUCCGUUGAUCGGUAACGGUACCUACGCUAUGUUCGGUCUUAAAGAAUUCCAAUCAUACGUAUUGGACCGUUGCUCACGGAUUGCCUACAUAAUCGAACCACCUUGGAGUCUGAUCCAGUACUCGUACGUGAAGGCAGCGGUGCUCUCAGCUCUGUAUGAUCGACCCUGCGGUGAUUGUGACGUCGACAAUUUUCUAAACUCAUCUUUGCCGGAGAGGAGGCUGGAAGAAGUGCAGUUGCUACCCUUGACUGAACCAACAAUUGCUAGAAUUGAAACGACGGUGCCUCCUGGGUCGGAUUUAGGUGCAAAGAACAUUUUCCCAGAUACUAUAAAUGAAGACAUCAAUGAUGACGAACUGGGCAUCAAUGGGCAAUCUGAUGCCGACAGUAGCACAGAAGAACCGGUCUCAUUUUAUCCCAACACCACCGAGUUUAAUGCUUUCAACAGUACCGAGGAGGAAGAUCCAUUUGAAAACGUGACUCUAACCGGACCGGAGCUGUCUCUCCCGCUGAAAAUCAUUAUUCCAGCUAUCCACAUACAUUUCGAGCAACCAAAGGCCAACAACACCUACGAUAAAUACUCGUACGUUAUCUUUCAAAGCGACCAACCAAUGCUCCAUCAGCAUGCCGGUAAUUCCCAAGAAAAUUUGACAGACCCAUCGGAGUUGCGCGAGAUCUCGCUUGCAGAUGCCACCGUAAACAGCACACUGCGCGUGGUGAAUGUCGAUUGGCCAAUGACGCAACUACAAGAGAUGCUGAACACGUCCAUAAUCUACUAUGACGAUCGAACUACACAGGUGUACCGAAAGCUAACCCGAUACAACACAUCCGGUUUCGAUGAGCUGGAAGAGCUGUUUGUGAGCAGCCAGUAUGCCGCUUGGAAACGACGCCAGGCAGAGCGUGCCGAGCAGGCAAAAACCGAGAAGCGCCACUUCAUACGGAAGCACUACGAGCGUCUAAUACGGUGGCUUAGUUGGCAGUUCGACAAAGCUUGAUGAGGCACGACAGCUGCGUUUCGGCAUACCAAAAGAACCGCAACUUAAAUACUCUAGUAACGUUUUAUAUUGUUUGUGUAUUUAUAUUAAAACAAACCCAAAAAAUACGGUUUCCAUCGUUUCGUUGCUUUUAAUCGAACUCUAUGUCCGGCGGAAGUUUUCCCAGCUUUCGUGCUGCCGCAACUCGGCGGUGGUAGUCCGAAAAAUCCACAUACGGUGUAACCUUUUUCUCCGGCUCGGGGAAAUCGUCAUUUUCACUCCUAAAAUUUUUGGAACAUAAGUUAAACUUAUUAAAAAACUCAAUUUUUGAAAUUCAAAAAAAAAACGAAUAAAUGCAAAAAAUU
Messenger RNA from Wyeomyia smithii (pitcher-plant mosquito), 1980 nucleotides. RefSeq lists its product as uncharacterized. NCBI's taxonomy places the organism in Eukaryota, Metazoa, Arthropoda, Insecta, Diptera, Culicidae. The transcript has 3 exons. Gene Ontology annotation, cellular component: extracellular region. The record is from RefSeq and is a predicted model, not a curated record. Bases 182 to 1636 code for a protein of 484 amino acids. Gene Ontology annotation, biological process: selenium compound metabolic process. Gene Ontology annotation, molecular function: selenium binding.